Messenger RNA from Melanotaenia boesemani (Boeseman's rainbowfish), 3522 nucleotides. RefSeq names its product solute carrier family 15 member 2 (gene slc15a2). Lineage: Eukaryota; Metazoa; Chordata; Actinopteri; Atheriniformes; Melanotaeniidae. Bases 573 to 2678 code for a protein of 701 amino acids. Gene Ontology annotation, cellular component: membrane. Gene Ontology annotation, biological process: oligopeptide transport; transmembrane transport. Gene Ontology annotation, molecular function: dipeptide transmembrane transporter activity. The transcript is spliced from 23 exons. The record is from RefSeq and is a predicted model, not a curated record.
CAUUAGCAUGUGGAACCAUAACUUGAUAUAUUGCUCCUCAGGCUGAAAACAUAAACUGCUUCAUGCUGAUUAAGGGACUCAGAUGAACAUUUUAUUCUUAAAAUAGAAAUGACUCUAAAUUGUGACUAAUGCAACCGCGCGCACACACUGGACUCCGUGUAGCUCAUCGUGGAUUAGAGGUAAAACGGUGAUGCGCUUCGUGUCAUCCACAAAAGAGACGGCUAGGUCAACACUCCCAGAACAUUUGGACCCUUCGUCCUCGGUCAGGUCUGCAACAACGCCACUAUUGUACAACCAGAGAUGCUGCUGCUGCUAAUUCCCACUUCACAACAACUAAAGGACCUCCUGCUCCAUAGAAACUAGAGUUAAAUGCCAACUUUGUGAAUCUAAAUAACGUUCAACUUGAUGCUAUCCUGGCCGGUUUGUGUGUGACUUCCCUGCUAAACUAAAAGUCUACAAGCCUUCUUUGCUUCCUGAGAGAGCGGAACGGAGUGGGACGGACUUGGAUGUCAGUCAGAAGCUCCCGAUGCUACCAUAAAGAUCCCAAAGGUUCACUGGAAAAAUAAGACAACAUGGCGAAGAAAAUAUGUGGAACCAAUUACCCAGUCAGCAUCUGCUUCAUAGUAGUGAAUGAAUUCUGUGAACGUUUCUCCUACUAUGGCAUGAAAGCAUUGCUGACCCUCUAUUUCUACACCUACCUGAAAUGGGACACGGAUCUCUCCACUGCAAUCUAUCAUGCCUUCAGCGGCCUGUGCUACUUCACUCCCAUCUUGGGGGCUCUCAUUGCUGACUCCUGGCUUGGAAAAUUCAAGACCAUCAUCUACCUGUCCAUUGUUUACGUGAUCGGCCAUGUGGUCAAAUCGUUGGGAGCCAUUCCCACUGUGGGAAACAAAGAUGUGCACAUUGCUCUGUCCAUGUUAGGUCUGAUCCUGAUAGCUCUCGGCACGGGAGGAAUCAAACCCUGCGUGGCAGCAUUUGGAGGGGACCAGUUUGAGGAGGCUCAUACGAGCGAGAGGCAGAAAUUCUUCUCCAUUUUCUACAUGUCGAUCAAUGCUGGAAGCCUCUUGUCAACUUUCAUCACGCCCAUAUUGAGAGGUGAUGUGCAGUGUUUUGGUGGGGACUGCUAUGCUCUGGCCUUCGGGGUUCCUGCAGCUUUGAUGAUUGUGGCUUUAGUUGUGUUCAUUGCCGGCAGCAGUAUGUACAAGAGGAAUCCUCCUCAGGGAAACAUCUUGUUAAAAGUCUGCAAAUGCAUUGGUUUUGCCAUCAAAAGACGCUGGAACAGCUCAAAGCAUGACCCAAAGCGGAAGCACUGGUUGGACUGGGCUGAUGAGAAGUACUCGAAGCAUCUGAUUCAGGAGAUUAAGAUGGUUCUGCGGGUUCUGCUGCUCUACAUCCCCCUGCCCAUGUUCUGGGCUCUGUUUGAUCAGCAGGGUUCCCGCUGGACACUUCAAGCCACAAGGAUGAACAUGGCUUUUGGAGACUCCUUCAGCAUUAAGCCUGACCAGAUCCAGAUGCUGAACCCUCUGCUGAUCCUCCUCUUUGUGCCCAUCUUUGACCUUGUUAUAUAUCCACUUGUUGGCCUUUGCAGGAUCAAAAUCACGCCUUUAAGGAAGAUGGCUGCAGGGAUGAUUUUUGCAGCUCUUGCCUUCGGAGCAGCCACACUGGUGGAGGUGAACGUCGUGAAAACGGUGGUGAAUCCUGCACCUGAAGAGAUGUCUCUGCUGCAGGUUAUUAACGUGGCUGAAAGAGAUGUCAGUGUGAAAAUCCACGACAGUAACCUGUUUCCAGAUCAGAUCCCACACCUUCAGGACCCUCCUAAAUAUGAGAUGCUUUCGCUCGAGGCUCCCAUCAAAGAACUGAACAUUGAAGUCACCUCCGGUGGAAACACGUAUAUGUGCACCGAGGUGUUUAAACAAGAAGAAGCCUACAGUCUCGUCAUAUACAAUGAAAGUACUGGAAUUAAGUGCAAAUUGGUGGAGGACUACAUAACAAAAAAUGAAGAUGGGAAUCCUAAUGUGCGGUUCUUAAACACUCGACCGGAAACCAUAAAAGUAACGGUUGGAGACGAGGAUUUCCUGGUGCCCCCUGCUUACAGCAUGUCCAAUAACAAGAGUGUGGGUCGGGGAGAAUACUCAGCAUACAGCUGCAUCUUACCAUCAGAAAACUGCUCAACAAUCAACCUGGGCCUGCUGGACUUUGGAGCCUCCUACACUUUUGUUCUGAUGGAGGAAUCAAGUAAAAUUGUGGCUGAAAAGAUGGAAGAUGUGAGAGCCAACAAUGUGCACAUUGCCUGGCAGAUCCCCCAGUAUGCCCUCAUAACUGCUGGAGAGGUCAUGUUCUCCAUCACGGGCCUGGAGUUCUCCUACUCACAGGCUCCAAACAGCAUGAAGUCAGUCUUGCAGGCCGGCUGGCUGCUCACAGUCGCAUUUGGAAAUGUGAUAGUGCUUAUUGUGGCUGAGGGGGCGGGACUGGAACAGUGGAAAGAGUUCCUGCUGUUUACCGGUCUGUUGCUGGGCGUCUGCAUCAUCUUCUCCAUCAUGACAUGCUUCUACACCUACGUGGACCCUGAGGAGCUGAACAAGAUUUACUCUGAGAAAGAGGAAGAUGACAGCGACAGCAUCAAGAAGAAAAACAAAGACAUACAACUGAACAAAACAGGGAAGAUUACCAGAAUGUAAUCUCACCACAACGCCUGCUUUGUUUGUAUUUUAAAGUUAUUUUUGUGCAAAAAUAAAGCAAAAAGAUGUGGUCAUGUGACAUAUUUAGUAGUUUUCACUGUCCAGCAUAUCAACAUACCUUGACGGUUCAUUUUGUGGUUUGUAACACUUUAAUCACAUCAGUUUAACUGAUCGGGAAGCACAAGAAUUUAUUUUGUGAAUGACACUGAAAACGUUAAAUAUUUUAGUGAUUUCUAUCUGGAUGAUCAGUAGUAGUAUUAUAGAUGGUAUCGUUUAUAAUCUGUACAUAUUUAUUCAUUAUUAACUAUGUCAACAUGCUGUGUUUUCUAUGAUAUCACAAAUUAAUCAUAACCUGUCUUUGACAGUCUACAACAUCCAAGACCAUGCUUUGGUGUUAUUUUCAGAAAAAAAUCAUCUGAUCUAACAUUACCUUAAAAAACCCAAACAUCACAAAAGACCAGAAAAGUUUACGGUGAGCAAAUAUAACCCGAGUCUGACGAUAUAACCUUAUGAAAAAUAUCAUAGAUUUGCCAUAUUGCAGUAUUAAAAUAUAAGUUAAAAUAUCUCAAUGUAAUGUAUUUUUAACAUCUAGGGCACAUCUAUUAUAUCUAUUAAUUUGAAACUUAAACAAAUAUUCCAAAUACCUUGAGCUUACAAAAUAUUUUAUUUAAACGUAAGUACAAAUACUAAGAAUAAUAAAAUGCUUUAUUUUUCAUGAGCUCAAACAGGGUGAAGUACGGAUACAUGUUUGAUGGUGCUUUGUCAACAUAUUGAGUGAUUUCUGUUCAAGGAAAAGUAUAAAUCAUGCUGCUCAUAAAAUCCUGUAAAUAAAGUGUGACUGUGA